AUGGAUUACUUCAACGUGACGAAUGCUUUUAUUGCUAUCAUCGUGGGAAUCAUCACUUACUCUGCCUACAAUAUGCUCGGUUUCGGCCCAAAUCAGUUCCCCGUCAAUGGGAAGACAAUCUUAGUAACAGGUGCCUCCGAGGGAUUGGGUAGAUCAAUUGCUAUACAACUUGCCCAAAAAGGCGCCAAUGUUGUCAUUGCCUCGAGAUCCGCUCACAAACUCGAAGCCGCCAUUGCAGAUAUCAAGGCCGCUGCAGUGAACUCAUCGACACAACGCUUCCACUUCAUUAGCGCGGACUUGACAGACCCCGAUGCCGCGGAUCGCCUGCUGGAGGAAACCACAACAUGGAAUAACGGGGCAGCCCCUGAUGUUGUCUGGUGUUGCGCCGGAUUCUGCCAUCCAGGCCUCUUCAUCGAUGUGCCUAUCAAAACACUGCGCGAUCAAAUGGACACCGUCUACUGGACGAGCGCGUACACUGCACACGCCACGCUGAGGAGAUGGCUGGUCCCAGUCUCCCAAAUCAGUACCGCAGCAAAGACAGAGCAACCACCUCCACGACACCUCAUUUUCACUGCAUCGACUCUCGCCGUCUUCACGGUCUCCGGCUACAGCCCUUACUCACCACCCAAAGCCGCCAUGCGCAAUUUAUCCGAUGUCCUCGUGCAAGAAAUCGAAAUGUACAAUGGCGCUCGUCGCAACAGAGACGCUGAUGCCCCCGCAACCGACGUCAAGGUUCACAUUGUCCUUCCCAUGGGUAUGACCAGUCCCGGCUAUGAGAAUGAGCAGAAACUGAAGCCGGAGCUUACGCAUAUCAUGGAAGAAGCCGACAAGCCCCAACUCCCAGAAGAAGUGGCAACCAUUGCCAUCAAGGGGUUGGAGAGGGGCGAUUUCCAGAUCGUCACGAACACUAUAGGUCAGCUGAUGAGGACGAGUGCGCUGGGUUCGAGUCCACGGAAUAAUGUCUUCUUCGAUACAGUGGUGAGUUGGUUGAGUAGUAUUGUGUGUCUUUUUGUCAUUUCGGACUUUGCGAAGAAGGCUUUCAAUUAUGGGAAACAGAAGGGGGUUCCGUCUGCGAAGUGA
Messenger RNA from Talaromyces amestolkiae, 1080 nucleotides. RefSeq lists its product as uncharacterized. The transcript is spliced from 3 exons. Gene Ontology annotation, biological process: sphingolipid biosynthetic process. Lineage: Eukaryota; Fungi; Ascomycota; Eurotiomycetes; Eurotiales; Trichocomaceae. Gene Ontology annotation, cellular component: endoplasmic reticulum membrane. Gene Ontology annotation, molecular function: 3-dehydrosphinganine reductase activity. The record is from RefSeq and is a predicted model, not a curated record. The coding region runs from base 1 to 1080 and encodes 359 amino acids.